UAUUAUUAUUAUACAACAACAACAACAAUUCGCAAAAAUUUAAUGUAGUAAUGUUUGUUAAUAAUAUAAAUUAAACUAAAUAAUAUUUACGUUCUUAUUUUUCAGGUUUUCAGGAGUCUACGUCGCAGACUGGGGGAUCUCUCUGUAGAGUGGAUUAUGUUAGACUUUGAAGCUGCAACUUGGCAGGCGAUAAGAGAGGUUUUUCCUGAUGCCGUGAUACGGGGAUGCGUCUUCCACUUUACACAGCGGAUAUACAGGAAGAUCACCACAGAGGGACUGAGUACCGCGUAUCAGCAACAUGGUGACAAGUUCGAGUUCUUCAGGAAAAUUAUGUCCCUUCCUUAUCUACCAGUUGAACAGAUUGAACCGGCAUUCAACAGGCUGAUGGAGGUAGCUGAAGGAGUCGGGGGUCCCGUACUGCGGGUAUGCGAGUACAUUUCCCGUACAUGGAUCCACGGCAGUGUAUGGCGACCCCUCAAUUGGUGCGUGUUUAGAGAGGAGGUGCGAACGAACAACGACUUGGAAGGAUGGCAUAGACGCAUCAACGCACGAGCGUGUUCAGCCAACCUCGGGCUUUACAAGUUGGCCAACCUUCUCAGAGAGGAAUCUGAGACUGUUGAUCUUCAUAUACGGCUGGUGAGCCAGCACCUUCUCACGAAGAUCAGGCGGAAGAAGUAUGUUACGAUACACGGCAGACUGCAUCAAGCAUGGGAUGACUACGAAGAAGAGAAGCUGACAACAACUGAACUUCUGAGGAUCAUCAGCCACAUCAAUGCCCUCGGACCAUCCACAGCGGUCCACCACAUGCUCGACGACGACGAGGCUUGAAAGAUGAACGACUGAUAUGGUUGAAAUGUAACAUUAAAUUGAACAGUGUCGUACAUGUAUCUAAUUUGUAUUAGAAAAUCUGAAUGAUAAAAAUGUGUGAUAAAAAUGUAAAAAUAUUGUAGUGCGUCAAAAAUGUAUCUAAUUAAUAUGUGCUUACUCCCUCAUUUUUUUUAAAUAACAUGAAAUAUUCAAAUAUAUAUAUAUAGUAUCCAAGGUUUAGUUGUUGCUUAUUUAUAUUAUAUGGUAAAUAAAACGGAUUACAAAGUA
Messenger RNA from Dreissena polymorpha, 1095 nucleotides. RefSeq lists its product as uncharacterized. The transcript is spliced from 3 exons. The record is from RefSeq and is a predicted model, not a curated record. The coding region runs from base 157 to 828 and encodes 223 amino acids. Lineage: Eukaryota; Metazoa; Mollusca; Bivalvia; Myida; Dreissenidae.